AUGUCUGAAACUCUCUUCCCCUCCAGGCUUAACACAAGGCCAGUGUACGGAGGUGUAAGAUCUCGCAUAGGGAUCCAACAGAAUCUUCUAAACAGAUCAUCCCCAGCUGUCAGUUUUCAGCGGACAUUUGAUGCCCGACAGAAGAUAGGCCUCACGGAUGCCCGACACAAACUGGGGGUUAAAGAUGCCCGUGAAAAACUGGUUCAAAAGGAUGCUCGGUUUAAAAUCAAAGGGAAGGUGCAGGAUGCUCGAGAGAUGUUGAAUUCCCGAAAACAGCAAAAUGUUUCUACUGAAAAGGUGACCAAAGUGGUGGAUGCCAGAGAGAAGAUCAGUUUAAAAAGGAGCACACCAGCUGCUAUCAGCCCAACUAUGGGAACAGCGAAUCCAGCUGUGAAAAUCACCAAAACUAUCCAACAGAAGGCUCCAGUUCCUGGACACUCUCAUCCAGUAGGAAUGAGGAUCAAUGUGGUGAACAACCAUACACACAAACAGGGUCUGUAUGACAUGGAAGAUGAUGAUGAAACUGUCUCUCCCCUUACUAGCAAACAGAUGAAAAUCACCACCACAAACAGUUUCCUGCACAACGCGACUGGGUUGAGUGGCAAUAAAUUCUCUCUGUCCAAGACUGUUCCCCUGACUAAAGUGGUCCAGAAUGAUACAUACACAGCUCCACCUGCACCUCCCUCUCCUAUGCGAACAAAGGCCUUGGCAAACAUGUCCCGGACCUUGGUGACAAAAGAAGAGCCUCCAAAAGAACCAGCACCCAUUGAGCUGGCGUUCAGUCCUUUGGAAGGUACCAAGAUGACAGUUAACAAUCUGCAUCCUCGAGUCACAGAGGAAGACAUUGUUGAGUUAUUCUGUGUGUGUGGUGCCCUGAAGCGAGCCCGUCUAGUGCACCCUGGAGUGGCUGAGGUAGUAUUUGUGAAGAAAGAAGAUGCUAUCACAGCAUAUAAGAAAUACAACAACAGGUGCUUAGAUGGUCAACCAAUGAAAUGCAAUCUUCAUAUGAAUGGGAAUGUCAUCACCUCAGACCAGCCUAUACUGCUCCGAUUGAGUGAUACCCCUUCAGUAAAGAAGGAAGGGGAACCACGCCGGUCCAGUGCAAGCGCCUCCUCAAAUCCCCCAGCUGAAGUGGACCCUGACACGAUCUUGAAGGCACUCUUCAAAUCUUCAGGGGUCUCUGCCUCUGUGCAGCCCACAGAAUUCAAAAUCAAACUCUGAGAAGGGGGAGCAAGAAGUGGACUGGAAACCCAUUUAAGUUGGGGAAAGGAAAGUGCAGGAGUGCAGAUGUUACUUGCAUUUGCCUGCCUUGAAUUUUUUUGUUUUCUAUGAUCGCUACCUUACUGUACAAUAGUGUUCCCUCUUGUGUGUGUACUUUCUGUUUUCAUAGUUGGAGUUUUCUUCCAUGAUUUUUUUCCGAAAGAAUAACCUCCCCCUUCUGCCAGUAAUGUAUUACCAAGCAUAUACCAUGUAACUCCAUCCUUUACUCCAAAGCCCCUGGUGGCCAUUAAAAGUGCACAUAGACUUUGAGGGAA
Molecule: messenger RNA, 1535 nt
Organism: Nestor notabilis (Kea)
Lineage: Eukaryota; Metazoa; Chordata; Aves; Psittaciformes; Psittacidae
Gene: POLDIP3
Product: polymerase (DNA-directed), delta interacting protein 3
Exons: 8
Coding region: 1-1221 (406 amino acids)
Biological process (GO): mRNA export from nucleus
Cellular component (GO): nucleus
Molecular function (GO): mRNA binding
Source: RefSeq, a predicted model, not a curated record